GCGAGCCGGAAGUUCCAAGGCCUCACACAGAGAAGGUGGGGGUGGGGGAGGAGGAAGACUCAGGGUAAGGAUGGCGGCUCAAAUUCCAAUUGUGGCCACCACUUCCACUCCGGGGAUAGCCCGGAACAGCAAGAAGAGGCCAGCUAGUCCUUCCCACAACGGCAGCAGCGCUGGGGGUUACAGCGCCAGUAAGAAGAAAAAAGUGUCCGGCUCCAGCUUUCCGCAGGGUAUCAGCAUGGAAGCCAUGGGUGAGAAUAAAAUGGUGCCCUCUGAUUAUAGCACAGGACCUAUGGACAAAGCUGCCAAGCCAUUGCCAUUUAAGGAUCCAAACUUUGUGCACUCUGGCCAUGGUGGCGCCGUAGCUGGCAAGAAGAACAGAACCUGGAAGAACCUGAAACAAAUCCUCGCUUCGGAAAGGGCAUUGCCAUGGCAACUGAACGAUCCUAACUACUUCAGUAUUGACGCUCCUCCAUCCUUCAAACCAGCUAAGAAGUAUUCUGAUGUUUCAGGUCUUCUUGCCAACUAUACUGACCCCCAGAGCAAGCUGCGCUUCAGCACUAUUGAAGAGUUUUCCUACAUCCGGAGGCUGCCGUCUGAUGUCGUCACUGGCUACCUGGCCCUGCGGAAGGCCACGAGCAUCGUUCCUUGAGCCUUGACAAAGCCUUGAGGAGACGAGGUGGAAAGCUGUUCCAAAGGCAAACUCUGGACUCAUGAUUUUGUUUCGUGGAAACAAACUCAUUCUGCUUGUCAAUCUGGAAAUGUCAGUGCUGUGCCUUGGAAAGAAUGUUUGGCUUUAAUUUAAGGUGUUUUUUUUUCCUUUUUCUGUUUUCCCUCCAAGUGGGACGUUUCCUCUUGAAUUAAAUUAUACUUUAGUUAUUGCCUCAA
Hyaena hyaena (striped hyena) is the source of this 885-nucleotide messenger RNA. It is a transcript of the gene INO80C, whose product is annotated as INO80 complex subunit C. The record is from RefSeq and is a predicted model, not a curated record. Lineage: Eukaryota; Metazoa; Chordata; Mammalia; Carnivora; Hyaenidae. The coding region runs from base 71 to 649 and encodes 192 amino acids. Gene Ontology annotation, biological process: chromatin remodeling. Gene Ontology annotation, cellular component: Ino80 complex. The transcript is spliced from 5 exons.